Messenger RNA from Trifolium pratense (red clover), 762 nucleotides. RefSeq names its product receptor-like protein 12. Gene Ontology annotation, molecular function: protein binding. Bases 1 to 762 code for a protein of 253 amino acids. NCBI's taxonomy places the organism in Eukaryota, Viridiplantae, Streptophyta, Magnoliopsida, Fabales, Fabaceae. The transcript has a single exon. The record is from RefSeq and is a predicted model, not a curated record.
AUGAGAAACUUGAAUAUUCUUAUAUUCCAUGCAUUGUUGGUGUUGUUCUCCAUUGUUGGGUUCAACACAGCAACAGAGAAUGAAGAAAUGAUGUGCAAAGAGAGGGAGAGACGUGCACUCCUCAAGUUCAAACAAAGUCUUCAAGAUGAAUAUGGCUUGCUGUCCAGAUGGAAGGACGAUCCAAAUGCAGAUUGCUGCAAAUGGAAAGGAGUUCAAUGCAACAAUCAAACUGGCUAUGUUGAAAAGCUUGAUCUACACGGUUCUUAUGAUCAUCGAUAUUUGAGCGGUGAAAUCAAUCCUUCAAUAACUGAGCUACUACAUCUAAAAUAUCUUGACCUCAGUUAUUUGAAUACUAGCAGUCAAAUUCCAAAAUAUAUUGGCUCUUUGAGUAACUUAAGAUAUCUUGAUCUCUCAAAUGGUGGUUAUUAUGGGAAGAUUCCUUCUCAAAUUGGGAAUCUCUCACAAUUGCAACACCUUGAACUUUCUUAUAACUUGUUAAGUGGCACCAUUCCCGAUGAUUUUGGCAACAUAAUGCAUUCACUUGUGUAUCUCGAUCUCUCAGGGAACAGUCUAGAAGGCAAGAUCCCAAAAUCCAUUGGCAAUAUAUGCACAUUGGAGACAUUUUACGCUAAUCAGAACCAGUUGAGUGGAGAGAUUUCAGAUUUUAUAAUCCUUAGUAACAAUUCCCACUACAUUGGAAAUAUAAGAAUAUUCAAGUUGUUAGAUAAUAAAAUAUUGGGCUCAUGCUAUUGGGCUCAUUAG